AUGAAAGAGGAUCAUUUUAAGUUGAAAAAAAUAGUGCAAAAAGUAAAAGAGAUGAUGAUCCUGGUGUUCCAUCAAGAAGAAAAUAAGUUAUUAAUGAAAAAUAUGUUUGUUUAAGUGAUUUGA
Messenger RNA from Paramecium pentaurelia, 123 nucleotides. NCBI's taxonomy places the organism in Eukaryota, Ciliophora, Oligohymenophorea, Peniculida, Parameciidae. The record is from the annotation of a GenBank genome assembly.